GCUCCGCUGCUGCCGUCUUGCGCUGCUGUUUUCUACCCGUCACCGUCUCUCCGGCCCCGGCGUCCGACCAGCGACCGACCCGCAGCCACAGCCGCAGAGAGCCGUCAGAGACAUGUGUCACCCGUGUGCCGAGGAGGCGAAAGACCGCGGCUGCAAUAAAACAGAUAACCCAUCAUGAUUCCCAUCACAGAGCUCCGGUACUUUGCUGACUCCCAGCCAACGUACCGUAUCCUGAAGCCAUGGUGGGACGUUUUCACCGACUACAUCUCGGUCAUCAUGCUGAUGAUUGCAGUGUUCGGCGGUACGCUGCAGGUCACGCAGGACAAGAUGAUCUGCCUGCCUUGCAAGUGGGUGGUCAACAAGUCAUGCGAGACCAUGCCCCUCGCAAACAACACCUUUGUACUGGAACCCAAGGGCAUUCAGUAUGACCUCGACCGCCAUCAGUACAAUUACGUCGAUGCCGUCUGCUACGAGAACGAGCUACAUUGGUUUGCCAAAUAUUUCCCUUAUCUGGUGCUACUCCACACUCUCAUCUUCCUGGCCUGCAGCAACUUCUGGUUCAAGUUUCCACGCACAAGCUCAAAACUGGAGCACUUUGUCUCCAUCCUCCUCAAGUGCUUUGACUCCCCGUGGACAACAAGGGCUUUGUCCGAGACCGUGGUGGAGGAGAGGGAUCCCAAACCUCUCGCCAAAAUGAAUGGUUCGAUGGACAAGAAGGCUUCCUGCGUGAGUGAGGAUGUUGAGGCUAGCGUGCCCAUGCUGCAACGAACAAAGUCUAGGAUUGAACAAGGUAUUGUAGAUCGCUCUGAAACUGGUGUGCUGGAUAAAAAAGAAGGGGAGCAGGCUAAGGCUCUGUUUGAGAAGGUGAAGAAGUUCAGGAUCCAUGUCGAGGAGGGUGAUAUAGUCUACCGCCUUUACAUACGUCAGACCAUCCUCAAAGUGAUCAAAUUUGUACUUAUAAUUAGCUACACAGCCUACUAUGUACAAUACAUCAGGUUCAGUGUGGUGUGCACGGUGAACCUGAAGAAGCUGACAGGCUACAGCACGUUCUCUUGUGCCCACCCGUUGGCGACACUUUUCAAGAUUUUGGCCUGUUUCUACAUCAGCUUGGUUGUGGUUUAUGGUUUUAUCUGCAUGUACACUCUGUGUUGGAUGCUCACCCGCUCCCUCAAGAGAUACUCCUUCGAAUCAAUCCGAGAGGAGAGCAGCUACAGCGACAUCCCUGACGUGAAGAAUGACUUCGCCUUCAUGCUACACAUGAUUGAUCAGUAUGACCCUCUGUACUCCAAGCGCUUCGCUGUGUUUCUGUCAGAGGUGAGCGAGAACAAGCUAAGGCAGCUGAACCUGAACAACGAGUGGACCUUGGAUAAGCUGCGGCAGCGCAUCACCAAAAAUUCCCAGGAGAAGCUCGAGUUGCAUCUGUUCAUGCUCAGCGGGAUCCCAGACACUGUAUUUGAUCUGAUAGAGCUGGAGGUGCUUAAGCUGGAGCUCAUCCCAGACGUAACCAUUCCACCAAUCAUCGCCCAACUUUCCAACCUGAAGGAGAUGUGGCUUUACCACACCCCAGCUAAAAUUGAGGCCCCAGCUCUGGCGUUCCUCAGGGAAAACCUAAAGUCCCUCCACAUCAAGUUCACUGACAUCAAGGAGAUCCCUCUGUGGAUCUACAGCCUGAAGAACCUCAGUGAGUUGCAUCUGACUGGGAACCUGAGUGCAGACAACAAUCGUUUCAUUGUCAUCGAUGGACUCAGAGAGCUGAAAAGGCUCAAAGUGCUACGACUGAAGAGCAACCUUACCAAGCUGCCGCAGGUGGUGACCGAUGUGGGCGUGCACCUCCAGAAGCUCUCCGUCAAUAACGAGGGCACCAAGCUGAUGGUGCUCAACAGCCUGAAGAAGAUGGUCAAUCUGACGGAGCUUGAGCUCGUUCGCUGCGACCUUGAGCGCAUCCCUCACUCCAUCUUUAGUUUGCACAAUUUGCAGGAGAUUGACCUGAAGGACAACAAUCUGAAGACGAUAGAGGAGAUCAUCAGCUUCCAGCACCUGAACCGGCUCAUGUGCCUGAAGCUGUGGUACAACCAGAUCGCUUACAUCCCUAUUCAGAUCGGAACGCUCACCCACAUGGAGAGGCUGUACCUCAACAGGAACAAGAUCGAGAAAAUCCCCAGUCAGCUUUUCUACUGCCGCAAGCUGCGCUUCUUAGACCUGAGUCACAACAAUCUGACUAGCAUCCAUGCUGAUGUGGGCUUCCUCCAGAACCUGCAGUACUUUGCUGUGACAGCAAACCGGAUCGAGACUUUGCCCCCAGAGCUUUUCCAGUGUAAGAAGCUGCGCACGCUGAAUCUGGGAAACAACUGCCUGCAGACGCUGCCGUCACGCUUCGGAGAGCUCACCGGCCUGACCCAGCUGGAGCUGAGAGGCAACCGUCUGGAGUGUCUCCCCGUGGAGCUCGGCGAGUGUCGGCUGUUGAAGAGGAGCGGCCUGGUGGUGGAGGAGGACCUGUUCAACACACUGCCAUCAGAAGUCAAAGAGCAGCUCUGGAGGGCCGAUAAAGAGCAAGCUUGAGCCAAACCUCUGCAAUGAACUGUAGGAAGAGAAGUUUGAUUUAAGGGAGAAAAAAACAAGCAGUGGUUUUGUUUAUAAAGCGAGCAAAACCUUGGUUUGAGGUAUGCAGCAUUGUUUGCCAUGAGGGCACAGAGAAGUGACUAUGAAAGCAUAGACCACGGAUUUCUAGACCUCAAAGAUUUUUUUUUUUAAUCUCAUCCAACCUCGUGAUGAGGUGUAAUUUCAUCCUAAAUAACGGGCUACAGGGAUUCAAGCAGGUGACGUCAAACCUGCAUGCCACAGAUGGACCUGUCUCAAGCAAACUUCUUAUUUGGAAGAAGCCCCAAAAAGAAACAGAAGAAACUUUGCACGACUCAGCCUUGCCAUUGAGCUCUACAUGCUCACGAUCACUUUGUCGCCGGCUGUGGGAUACAUCCACAAACUGAACAUGCUCAAAGCAGCGUUUACCCUGCCAUUCCUCUGGCCUUGUGGCGCAACAUUUCACUUUAGACAUUUUUACAAUCACAUUUGCAGUUGUGAUGCAGUGUGACGACUGAAGACUGGCGGAUGCUGGGACAAAUUAACCGAUCUGAAGAUUUUGGUCUUCGUCAGGCUCUCGGACAAAAUGACUUUGUGAUGACGAUCAACAGGUCAUCACAGGUGAUCUCACAGCUUAGGCCUUAACUUACAAAGAAAAGCUGUCAGAUAUUCAUCGACAACAAAUUCUACAGAACAAAGUCUGAAUACCCUGCGGUAUUUGAUUUAUAGUGUCAGCCUGUGGGCAGGAUAUCGUUCAGCCGUAUUCACUGCGCAGUGGAGACAGAUCACAGCAAGGCAACACAAGCCUGCUGGUCAACAUUCAGAUUGAGGUUUUUAUACUAUUACAUGAAGGCAUUUCUAACAGGUUGUUGGCGGAGCUAAUCAAUGGGUUUGUGUUAGAACAAAUGCUUCAUAUAACAUAAGGAAAGGCCAAAUUUGCAAUACAAAAGUUCUCCUAUUUGCCAAUUUUCCCGUUUGGUCUGUCCCCUCACCACCUCCUGCUAUAACGUGGUAUCUCUUGCUACAUCCACACUAAUAUGUUUUUGAUUGAAAAUGCAUCAAUAACCUUCUCACAGGCUACUUCCUGGGAAAGUACCUAAGUAAGUUAAUUAAUGUAAAGCAGUUUGUCUUAGCACAGACAUAGUGUCAUGUAGAGAUAUAGGAAACCUGAAGUGGGUACAUUAAUAAAAUCUCCAGACAAACAAAUUAAGUGAAACUAUUUUCUGUAACAGGAGCUGUGUUGAAGAAAUGACCCAUUCCUCUUGGACUGUUCAUUUAGCUUCACACUGCAUCUUAUAUUGCACGACUAAACAUCACAAACUUAACUGAUGUCUUAUUAAUUAUGCGAGAUGGGCCUUGUUGAAACAAACUGGAAAAUGUAUUUUAAUUCUAAGAUACACAAUUCGGUGCUUUAAAAUGCUACCACACUCUGGUAUCAGGAUUGAGCCUCUGAAUCAAGCUUUGAUUUAAUUCAAUUGUUUUUGCCUGUAUAUGACAGAGAUAGAAGAGGGAUGACGUGAAUCAAAGGUCCCUGAGCACAACCAAACAAUAGAGGAUGCAGUGACAUGUGAUGCACUGUCACUAUACAGCCAAUAGAGCACAAAUGAGGCUACAUCCAUUCUGCUACGUUAACUAACGUUAACUCUGCAAUGGAUACACCUGGGGUCCACAUUACUCCGGAGUUCCAGAGCCACUACAACAGAGAAGUUUGGAAACACUGCUCUGUCUUAGUCCUAAUGGGCAGAAACAGGAAUGUUUGGAAACGCUGACGUAGACACUCACAACCUCUUUCUGGUUGGGUGGCCUUCUCUGAUUCGUCAGGCUCCUACCCCAAGAUUCAACGAGCCAAUGAAAACAUUGUUGUAUGGAUGUAGCCUAAGAAAUGAUUUUAAGAUCAUCAUUGGACAUACACCUGUAGUCAAAGAUCUUAGGUGACCUUUGUUCAAUUGAAGGCAUGUUGCUUCACUGACCAGAUGAGAAUUACACAAUGUCCUUGUGCUCACACAUUUUGCUGUCACUGUAUUAAAGCUACAGAGAAGCAAACAUUCAGAAAACUCCCCGUCACAGUAGAUGUCCUCAUCAUUUUCCACUUUCAAGUAACGCAAGCUUGCACAUUAACCGGAGCAGAAAUCAAGGUACUUUCUAUGCUUAGUAUGAACUAUGAGCCCUCAGAUGAUUAUUGCUUAUAUGACUCUUCCAAGUGGAUGAACUGUAGACGUGAGAGAUGACAGUCGUAACUUGCUGCCAGGUACUGCCUGUCUCAACAAGGCAAGUGUCGAUGUUAGUGACUCAAGUGCCCAGUAGUUUGCAUACUUCCCAUCGUGUUUAUACUCCUCAGUUCACUCCAGUGCUUUUUUUGUUUUUUAAUCCUUCAUGAGCAAAAUGAGGACAAGCCAGAAGUUUCAGAAAUAAGGAAACAGCUUUUAAACGACCUCCACCAGGGAAACAUUUAUUUGCAGGGAGAGUAUGCAGAGAAUGUGAUUUCAUGGUGCGUGCUGCAAAUUAGUGCGACAGCGCUUUGUGCGCUUGAAACACUUUUCUUGUUGAGACGUUGGAUUUAAUAGCAUCAUUUGGUGUAUUCCUGCUAUGUUUACUCCAGCCAGGAGUCUCUAGUUGCUAAUAAGGCCUUUCCCUUUACAAGCCGUACGCCCUCGUUAAUGAUCAUAAACAUCACGUCCAUGAGCUGUUGUUUCUCAUGUGAAAACAAAUGUUUGACAUCUCUGUUUCAAGCAUAUCAGUCGAUACAGUCUGUGCUCUUACUGUUACCAGCUGUUUUUCUUUAUUUCUUUACUUUAGCCAUUUAAGAGUUUCAAGUGAGGUCUCACUGUAGUAACAUGCGUGUACCUUUGCUCACAGUGAAUCUUGUUUUACUGAGGCCUUAGCUGAAUCCAAAUGUCCUUAGAGGUCACCAGUGAAGUGCUCCCACACAGUCUUAAAGGUGCAGUCCUGUCUGCUCGAAUGUGUUGACUAGCAACCGGUUCUAAAGGUUGCAGACGACGCCGGGCGCAAAGAGGAACAACUCUCAGCUCCUCCUGCAUGUGCAACAUCUUAAACAUUUUUUAUUUCCACUUUGGUGGUUCGCAUUUGGUUUCUUUUUUAUGGUGCCAAGUCAGCGCAAGAACAUGUUUUUCCUUACAUACCUGCAGAUAGUGUCUGUUAACCUGUUGGAUGCUAAUGAAAAUAAUAAUUGAGGUAUUGGCACAUUAAACUGCAAAUCUAUGUGCCUCUUAUUGGGCUGGAACAUUGGCUCUUUAUGGUGGAGCCGUGCUGCUGACUCUCCUGCAGUGCAUCAUAGUGUCAAAUUAGGACAUUGACAUGUUUUUAAUUUGUCUUGGCCUUCAUUUUCUGGUCAUGUGAUUGCAAAUCGAAUAGCCAAUGCUGUAUUUAUAUUUUUUCCCAUCCUUAUGUUGUGUUAAGGAGAAGUUCUGACAUAUACCCAACUUUAGAUUCAUUCUCGGUGGAGUAGGAGCACUACUUUACUCUGGAAAGUUCAGGAGUGUCAUAGAAGUAUUUCUCAGGGUGUCGCUGGGAUCUUAUUCACACCUCAUCAGAAUAUUUGGAUUUGCCAAAAUAGUCAUGUAUAUCUCUCCCUUUUCCAUUUCAGCUUGGUCGUGGUCAUUCCAUCUUAACAUUGUGACACCUGGAUUUAUAUCCAAAAAUAUUUCUUGGUUUAGUCAUUGGUCCACAGCUAUGACUUUUGUCGUAUUCAGUCCCUCACAGUCACUUCCCUCUGAGUCACGAGUGGAGCACAUUUAACCUGUGGCCCCAUUCCCUUUCCUGCACGUCAGCAUCAGUGAAUUAGAGCGAGUGUGCGACAUGAGGUCAGUCAUCCAUUUGCCCAGCAUUGAAAAGAGGAAUUUUAAUAGACAUGCCUUUGGGUGGCAAAACAUUUAUAGCUUUUAGGUAAGUGUCAUGUAUUUUUGUAACACAUUAAAUAACCACAAUCAACACGUUUAAAAGCUUUUUCUAUUCUGUGCAAAUGUGCUGAAAAUAGUUUUUUCUUGUCACGUUUGCUUUCUGUCAAUUUUAAGUUAAACCAUGAAAUAUUGAAACUGCGUUUGCUUGUGAGUUGUGUAUGCCUUAAGUAGUGCAGUUUGUGUGAAGCAGUGUAACUGAUCCGUUUCCGAGCCACAGAGGGUUUUAACGGAGGUCCCACAAUGACUUGCUUUUAUUUGUGGGGGGGGGGGCCUCAGCUCCUGUCCCUAAAAACAAGACAUUAUUUCCCAACCUAGAGACGACUCUUGACAAUCUAGCAUACUGUAAAUGGAGGUGAGCUCCCCUUCCAGUGUGCAUGGGCAUUGUGCAACCACCUCACAUCAUCUGUUAAUAUCUGUAAUAUGUCUGAGGAGUGAUCCAUUUUGGACAUACACAAACCAUUUCACUUGAAAUCAAAUUCAAAAAUGUAACUGCCAUGAUUGCAUUGACAUCUAAUAUUUACCUAUGUAUAAAAUGUUUUAAAUACAUGAUUGUAUUUACUAUGUAUGAAAUCCAUCUGCAUUCUGACGCCUGUAAAUCAGGGAUAUGUGAAAACAGUUGGUUGGUUUCAGGUUUCGUAUCCACUUCAUUUCACAGCAUGAGUUGCUUGAUGCUGAACUUGUGUGCAUUAUAUUCAUAGUGUAAGCUGCCCACGUACUCUAGCAACGGUCAUUGCUGAAUUCUAAGCCUGUAAUCUGUAUCACACAUGUGACAUGCGUGACAAGGCCUUUAAUAAUUAAUUGUUGCCAAGUGGCUCGGACACUGGCUUUUUAAGCGUGAUGUCUGUAUGUAUGAACAAAUUAACUUUUGAUUUCAUAAUGUUCCGACCCUACUUUUGUACCAUUGAUGAUGAAUAAACACUGAAUUAUGUCACAUAGAAUGUGUUAAUUCUCCA
Molecule: messenger RNA, 7447 nt
Organism: Platichthys flesus (European flounder)
Lineage: Eukaryota; Metazoa; Chordata; Actinopteri; Pleuronectiformes; Pleuronectidae
Gene: lrrc8aa
Product: leucine rich repeat containing 8 VRAC subunit Aa
Exons: 3
Coding region: 175-2559 (794 amino acids)
Molecular function (GO): protein binding
Source: RefSeq, a predicted model, not a curated record